Messenger RNA from Effrenium voratum, 1206 nucleotides. The record is from the annotation of a GenBank genome assembly. NCBI's taxonomy places the organism in Eukaryota, Dinophyceae, Suessiales, Symbiodiniaceae.
AUGGAGGUGUUGCGCCAUAGUGAGGAGCGUCUAGCUCGCGUGGACACAGUGGCGCGCAAGGUGAUGGAGCUCUACACGAAUCAGAAGGGCAAGCACAAGACGGAGUUCAGCGAUCUGGAGUUGCAGUGCCUGGUGGGCCAGGGGCUAGUGUUUCCGCAGGCCUACGAUGCCCUGACAUGCGUAUGGUGCCGCAAGCAAGAGAAGCUCUUCAGGCUUCAGUCGCUGGCGGCAGUGCUUCAGCACUUUGAGAGCCAGAGUCACGUCAAAUCGCAGGACGACUGCGAAGUCACUCACACGCAUCCCGCCCCGCAAGAGCAGCAGCCGCAGGUGGAGCAGAAGCAGGAGCCGACAGACGAGGAGCCAGUCAACGAGGAGCCGACAGACGAGGAGCCAGUCAACGACCCGGCGAGCUCCGGUCUGGAGUGGUCGAGCGACAAGCAUCUCCCCGCCAGUGAUGAGCUCCUAGAGCUGUCCAAGGAGCAACAGGAAGCAAUUUUGCGUGGAUCGGGCGAUUUGUCGUUCAAUAUGUCUCCGUGGAUUCGAGCUCUCGUUAGCAUUGUGUACGACUUCAACGAGGGGCUGCCGGAGUACUGUGCAGAGCAAGUCCUGGUUCUUUCGAACUGCGUGCCUGCAGAGUUUCAGCAGACCUUGCAGCACCAAACCACCAAGCAUGGCGAAGAGGUGCUGUCAAGCCAGUCCAAGCUGUUGGGGAUUGGCUACUCGUUGCUGCAAUCGGCGCUGGACGCAUGGGCUGUUGCGGCGGGCCACGACAGCAAGUUCUGGGAUGCGUCGGACGUUUUCCUCAUGAUCGCCAAUUGCCAGGCUAUCCAGCGAGAGCAAUCUCUACGCAAGGAUGCGCGCCAUCCGGAAAGCAAGUUUCGGAUCUUGCGCAAGUUGGCUGACGGCAAAGAGGUGUUGGCAUUCCGCGUGAUUCCCACUGCUGCCCGGCAGUUCACCAACCCAACCAUUAACCAGUACUAUAACGGCAACAGUAUAAAGCUGCAUCGAGCGGUGGUGCAGUCGCAGAGCAGUCACAGCCCGCAGCAGCAGCCAGCCAAGAGACCAAAACACGGUGUUCCCGAGGAGCCAUGGUCUUGGCUGCCUGCUUGGCGCUCCGGCUGGCAUUAUGGCUGGCACAGCAAGUGGGAAACCGGGUGGCAAGACGGACAGCACUCCGGGUGGGAGAGCGGGUGGCAAAGUCGCUGA